Molecule: messenger RNA, 2279 nt
Organism: Pongo pygmaeus (Bornean orangutan)
Lineage: Eukaryota; Metazoa; Chordata; Mammalia; Primates; Hominidae
Gene: ANKRD37
Product: ankyrin repeat domain 37
Exons: 5
Coding region: 1577-2053 (158 amino acids)
Cellular component (GO): cytoplasm
Molecular function (GO): protein binding
Source: RefSeq, a predicted model, not a curated record
GUGUCUGAUACCCUUUAUUAGUUAGGAAUUUCUGAAAAUGAACUUCCGUGCAAACCUGAAGCUUCAAUACAUGUGUUUUAAAAAGCAGUGCUUAUUGAAUUGAUAAACAAAAGGGAAACUGGCAAUAUCGACGUGCUCACCUCACAAAUCUGAUAACAGUAUCUCUACACUGCCGUUCUUUAAACAUCAUUAAAAGGUAUUGUGAAUAGUUUAAAUAUUAAAAAUGUGGAAUAUAAGAACGAUUCUAUAUAUUUGAACACACAUUUAUGUUCAAAUAUUCAUAUGAAUAAAAAUGCUUAAAACUACCCCUUGGGUAACUAAGUAUAACAACAUAAACUUGCGAUUGCAAAUUUUAUAGCUCUUACUACAAAACAAAAAUUAGAAUGGAACGACCACUUAUCUUUAGAGAACAAGCAUUAGCUUGUCUUCUAACAGCAUAACAAUACACGUAUUUAUUUCUCCGUGCUUUCAAAGGCAUCAACAGAAGGGAAUCACUAAAAAUGUAGAGGAAAAGAAAUACUCGGCUGGAGCUUUGGUUUCUAAGCAGAUCCUUCUGGAAAGACGCUUAGGGAGAGUCUAGGGAGCAGCUCUGACGUCAGUAGCUACCAUCGGAAGUCAGGUCCUGUUCUACAAAAAGCAGUGACGCACGCCUGACAACACCCGCGGGGCAGGACAGCGGCUUCAUCAGCCCCGCGGGUCCGAAUCGCACGCGGCCGGGUCCGCUCUCCCGGGAGGAGAGCCCGGCGUGGACCAGCGUGACGGGCCCAGCGUGCUGCGGCCUCUCCCCGAGGGUCCCUCCACAACGGUCCCUGCAUGGGCCAGGCUUGGCCGUUGCCACUCGGAACAGCCAUCCCCUCGAGUUCUCGCUCGCCGUCCCUGCCUUUACCUCCCGGGUUGGGAGGCGGGCGACUGCGCGCGAGGUAAAGGAACUUGCGUUCCCCGGCGCCGAGGCGGCAGCAGCGCCGUGCACAGCGGCUUCUGAGGGCUGCGUCGACGGGGAGCUGCGUGUGGCUCCCGGUUUCCUGGUUACGUGCGCGCCGGCAGAGCCAAAACCUGCGGCCAAACCUCCCGCUUCUCCGGAAGGAUUGAAAGGCGGGUGCACUACCGGGAGACGUGUCAAACUCAGCGCGCCUCAUGGCGGCCGCGGAGCCCCGCCCACCCCACUCCAGUCCUCCCACGCCUAUUGACUCACCCUGCGCACGCGCGCUGAGGCUCCGUGGGGCCGCCGUGGGCCCCGCCCCGAGGUGGGAGGGCCUGACGCAUCCACAGCUGGCCAAUCGGCGGAUGGCCUCGCGCGCCCGCCCCCUCCUCCUGCCCCCGGCGCCGGGCUCCACGUGCUAGUGUUUGUGUACGUGCGGCCGUGGCGGGGCUGGACAGGGUCCAGGUCGCUGGGGAUUAGGCUGCUCGGGCGUAACCGGAGCUGGGGCGCGGCUGCCAAGGGCCGGCCCGCAAGUCCCAGCGGUCUUUAAAUUCUCCCGUGCUAGGGCCGGCCUGCGCACUCUUACCUGGCGGGGUGCGGCGAGUGUCCCACCGCUCUGCAUUUCCAAGGACUCUUGUCAUCUGCCUUAGGCGGGAAAUGCUGUUGCUGGAUUGCAACCCCGAGGUGGAUGGUCUGAAGCAUUUGCUGGAGACAGGGGCCUCCGUCAACGCACCCCCGGAUCCCUGCGAGCAGUCGCCUGUCCACUUAGCCGCAGGAAGCGGCCUUGCUUGCUUUCUUCUCUGGCAGCUGCAAACGGGCGCUGACCUCAACCAGCAGGAUGUUUUAGGAGAAGCUCCACUACACAAGGCAGCAAAAGUUGGAAGCCUGGAGUGCCUAAGCCUGCUUAUAGCCAGUGAUGCCCAAAUUGAUUUAUGUAAUAAGAACGGGCAAACAGCUGAAGAUCUCGCUUGGUCAUGUGGGUUUCCAGACUGUGCCAAGUUUCUCACAACAAUUAAAUGUAUGCAGACAAUAAAAGCAAGCGAACACUCUGAUGGGAAUGAUUGUGUUCCUGUGCUCAGACAGAAACGAAGUUUUGGAAGUGUAGAAAAUAUCAGUGGGAAAAGGAAGUGUUGAUGUCAAGUGCGUUAUGAAGAAUUCUGAAGAACGCCUUCAUUUCAUGCAGAUCUAUAAGCUCCUGCUUUUGGCUUUACCAUAUGUUGUGUCUAAACUCCUUCUGAGAAGGAGGGAAAACUUUCUUCCAAGUGAAGAUCCAUUUAAGAACACAGGUAUUUACAUGCCUAUAAUAUGCUGGUUGUGUAUGCUUUGUCUUUUAAGUUAUUAAAGGAAUGUCUAAAAAAUA